AUGGCUGUACAGUAUUCUGGUCUAUUUUUCACUAGCAUCAUGUUGCCAUGCAUCCGCAUACUACCUACAGCCUUGGUUAUUAUGAGCGCCCAAGAUCCCAUUCACAUUCCACCUGAUACUGCGCAGAUCGAAGUCUCCGAGUCUCAGUCCGUUGCCGAAGAGCAAUUCAGUUCUUCUGAUCGAUCACACAGGAUGGUUGCCAAGAUUUUUGCCUUCCUUUCAGUACUUGCAGUCUAUGCAAUGGCUGCACCGUUCCCCGUUGUAGGAGGAGAAACUUAUGCCGCUGUUGCAGCUUCGGAACCAGGCUCUGAGGCUUGGGAAUGUUUAAUUCUUGGCAAGAGGCAUGUGAUGGAUCGCUGUAAGAAUUUCAGCCAAUUUAGCAUCACCGCGCAUUGUCUGAACUUAUCUGCAGCACCUUUUUCCCCAUGCUAA
Molecule: messenger RNA, 432 nt
Organism: Suillus clintonianus
Lineage: Eukaryota; Fungi; Basidiomycota; Agaricomycetes; Boletales; Suillaceae
Exons: 3
Coding region: 1-432 (143 amino acids)
Source: RefSeq, a predicted model, not a curated record